UUAAAGUAUGUUCAAAUUUAUUCUUUUUGGAGAAAAAAAGGUGUUACCGGACCUAAACCGUAUCCAUUUGUUGGAAAUUAUGCACCGUUUAUAUUUGGAAGAGUAAGUGAAGGAGAUUUGUUACGGAAAAUAUAUGAACAAUAUCCAAAUGAAAGGUUUGUUGGAAUCUACAAAGGGGUCCGACCUGUUCUUCUUCUCAGAGACCCCGAAUUGAUUAAACUUGUGAUGGUCAAAGACUUCAAAUACUUCCCCGACAGAUGCAUUGAGAAGACCUUACAGAUUGCCAAGAGCGUCUUCACAUUAAAAGGAGAUGAAGAAUGGCACGCAAAAAGAAAAUUGAUGACACCAAUGUACACAACAUCCAAACUAACCAAAAUACUUCCUUGUAUUCAAAAAUCCGCUGAUAAUUACGCAAAAUACGUGAAGUACCUGAUCGAUAAUAACAUUGAUCAUGAGAUCCAUCAUCUACAAUCCAAGUUCAUGCUGCAAAACGUUGGAAUCUUAACAUUUGGCGUAGAAAUCGACCCUUUCUUUGGUGAUAACGAACUUGAGACCGCUUUGAUAGAAACAACGAUCCAUCCGCAUCUAAUAAAUUCGCCAAUACAUAUCGCCAACUACGUGUGUCCACCAUUAUUGAAAAUGUUAGCACCUCUCCUACAAAAAAUAUAUCUGAGAAGACUGAUGAAUUUCGGACAUUACAUAACGUCAUUAAUUAACAAGCCACGAGACGGUAACGAUCUGAGUCACAUCUUCUUGAACCAUAUGGUGAAUCUAAAGUCUCGUGAUGAGAAAGUGCUUAACAGUAAACUGCAAGCAAAUGUAAAUAACACAGACAUUAUAGAACAGACCUUGACUAUUGCUUUAGCCAGUUACGAGACACCGUCUAUUCUGUCAGGACUGAUCCUUUACGAACUGGCUCUUCAUCAGGACAUUCAAGAGAAAUGUUACCAAGAAAUUACGACUGUGUUUGAAAAACACGACGGACAACUGUCCUUACAAGCUCUAAGUGAGAUGAAGUACUUGGAUAUGAUCUUUGAUGAAACUCUGAGACUUCAUCCUAUGGCUCAUGUCCUUGAUCGAAGACCUUCUGCUAAAUAUACUUUUCCAGACACGAAUGUGACCGUAGAUAAAGAUGUGUUUAUUUUUAUACCCACCCAUGGAUUGCAGCUGGAUGCAAAAUAUUACGAGAACCCCUUAAAGUUCGACCCGGAUAGAUUUUUGCCGGAAAAUAAGGAUAAAUUACAAUCGUAUACUUAUUUGCCAUUUGGAUUUGGACCAAGAGCGUGUUUGGGUAUAAGAGCAUCAAAGGUGUUAGUAUUAUCAAACAUAUCUUUAUUUCUUAGGAGGUUCAAGGUGUCACCGUCUGCUAAGACCAAACCAGUACUGAAGUUAGAUCCAAAGAGGCUGCUCGCUAGUGUACCGUUAGGUGGAAUUUGGAUAAAAAUAGAACAAAGGAAUUGA
Molecule: messenger RNA, 1461 nt
Organism: Spodoptera litura
Lineage: Eukaryota; Metazoa; Arthropoda; Insecta; Lepidoptera; Noctuidae
Product: cytochrome P450 6B1-like
Molecular function (GO): heme binding; monooxygenase activity; iron ion binding
Source: RefSeq, a predicted model, not a curated record